Messenger RNA from Larimichthys crocea (large yellow croaker), 1223 nucleotides. It is a transcript of the gene cldn10l2, whose product is annotated as claudin 10-like 2. Gene Ontology annotation, molecular function: structural molecule activity. NCBI's taxonomy places the organism in Eukaryota, Metazoa, Chordata, Actinopteri, Sciaenidae. The coding region runs from base 205 to 990 and encodes 261 amino acids. The transcript is spliced from 5 exons. Gene Ontology annotation, cellular component: bicellular tight junction; membrane. The record is from RefSeq and is a predicted model, not a curated record.
GCGUAGAGGUGGUGUGAAUUAUCUCAAGUGGGCGGCACACUCCAGAAAGUUUACAGUAAACAUCUCAUGCAUUUGUACAGAGCCCUCAUCAACACUAAUGGCACACGGCACAGACACACUGCUGCUGACCGGGCGUUUAGUGUGUUUUUAGGCCUCAGACCAAUCUGAGUGGACGCCACCUGGUUCAAUUUAGUGAUUUCAGAAAUGAGGAAACGUGUGAUCCAGAUAUUUGGCUUCUUGAUCACAUCACUGGGAUGGCUGUUUAUACUGUGUACUAUGGCCAUGGACUACUGGAGGAUCAGUCAAUUAGGAGGACAAGGAGGCUCCUUUAUCAUCAAAGUGGCCUGGUACUGGUCCAACCUGUGGAAGGACUGUUUCACCGACUCCACAGCUGUCACCAACUGUAGAGACUUCCCUGUGCUCUGGAGCGUCACCCCUUUUGUCCAGGGAGUACGAGGAUUGCUAAUGUGCGGGUUAACGCUUGGCUUCUUUGCUGUAGUACUUUGCUUCCUUGGGAUGGAGUGCACUUUUAUUGGUGGAGCUGAAAAAUCCAAGGACAAAAUGCUUUUUGCCGGAGCUGUGUUUCACGUUGCUGGAGGUGUGUCAGAUAUUGCUGGCUACUGCUUAUACAUCAACAGGGUUGCCAGAACAUCCUUUGCUUCCACUAUACCUGCUGGAACCUUACGGUAUGACCUCGGACCUCCCAUAUUUUUAGGACUGGUGGGAUGUUUUUUAAUCUAUUUAGGGGCUGUGUUUUACGCUGUGACAGUCUUCCGAGUGUUAUGUCCUGAAAGCCCAGUGGUAUAUGCUUAUGGAGGAGGCACAUAUAUGGCUCCACGUUCCAGAGGAAGAACCCUGUACACCGGAUACUACAAACCCUCCAGGCAGUACGGGUAUUACGGGGGCUCCGGACGAUCCGGCAGCUCAUACAUCUCAAAGAUCUCUCAGACAACACCGACAAAAAACUCAGAAAGAGAUGCAUUUGUGUAGUAGCCCAAAGCUCAAGCAAGAUAUAUCUGAUAGCUCCAAAUCUGAUUAACUAAUAAUCGGCAUUUAUCUAAUACCGUAGAUAGAAUGAGCUCCCUCUUUAGUGCAUCAUAUGUACAAUUGUAAUUUUUUGUUGAUAUAUAAAUACACUGUCUUGUGUUUACUCAUGAUUUAAGUUUGUGAAUGUAUGUCUCUGAAUUGAUGUAUAAUAAAAAGAAAAACCUUUGUACCUACAA